Messenger RNA from Solanum dulcamara, 2443 nucleotides. Its product is annotated as protein NEN1-like. Gene Ontology annotation, molecular function: nucleic acid binding; 3'-5' exonuclease activity. The record is from RefSeq and is a predicted model, not a curated record. Bases 197 to 1612 code for a protein of 471 amino acids. The transcript has 6 exons. Lineage: Eukaryota; Viridiplantae; Streptophyta; Magnoliopsida; Solanales; Solanaceae.
AAACGACCCUAAAAUGAUAGAAGAUAUUAGUAGUUUUGUUGUUCCUUGAUUGCGUAUGAGGUGAACCAUUUCUCAUUGUUACUUCCUCCAUGUAUAAAGCACAAACCAACCCUCACUCCCACGCUUCAAAACUCAAAAUCCCCUACCGGAAGCAAUACCCAAGAAGGGUAGGUUCGUAUAGUCUUCUUCCAUAUAUAUGCGCACACACCGCCACAAAUCUUUAAUCCAUCUCUCUUUUAAGAAAGAAAUCAUGGUAACCGGCGAAGAUAGGUCGGAGAUAGUCUUUUUCGACGUGGAGACAACUAUACCCACGCGAACAGGACAGAAAUAUUCACUCUUGGAAUUUGGGGCAAUUCUUGUUUGCCCAAGAAAGCUUGUUGAGCAACUUAGUUACUCCACCCUUGUACGACCCUCCGACCUCUCUCUUAUUUCCACGCUUUCUGUUCGCUGCAAUGGAAUUACCAGAGACGCUGUCACUUCUGCCCCUUCAUUUGCUGACAUCGCCGACAAAGUCUUUGACAUCCUCCAUGGGAGGAUAUGGGCGGGCCACAAUAUACUAAAAUUCGAUUGUCCAAGGAUUCGGGAGGCAUUUGCUGGAAUUAACAGGCCUGCACCAGAACCUAAGGGAACAAUUGAUACACUUGCUUUGUUGACUGAAAGAUUUGGAAGGAGAGCUGGUAGUAUGAAGAUGGCCACUCUUGCUACUUAUUUUGGCCUUGGACAGCAAACACAUAGGAGUUUGGAUGAUGUCCGAAUGAAUUUCGAAGUACUAAAGUACUGUGCAACUGUCUUGUUUUUGGAAUCCAGCUUGCCUGACAUAUUAACUGAGAACAAUUGGGUGUCUCCUAAUGCUGCUAUAAGAAGUCGUACUACUGGAAAUACUAUUUUGAAGGGGAUGGGCUCGAGCAUAGAUACACCUUCAUCAAAUGUCAAGAUAGGAAGUCCUAUGAAAUCUGUUGCAGAAGCUUACAUAGAAUCAGACAAUCGGAUACUUCCACUUGUGAGCAGAAAUGUGGAGGAGGUACCAGAUCUUCUUGAAACAAAUUUCUUGAGGCCUGACCCUUUUAACUUGGUCCAAUUCAGUGCCGAAGUAAGGAAAUCCAUUCAGUUAGAUGAAAUGGAAGAAGAACCUGUUUCAUAUUCUCGAGAUUCUUCUGUGUCAAUUGCAACUGGGGGUUGCAUUGGCUUCACAGACUUCUUAGAACCAAAUAAAAUUUCAGUUUCUUCCAUCUCCUUAAGUCUUGCCCCCUUACAUCGUGGAACUCAGAAGAUACAAAUCUUGCACAACAAUGCUGAGUUGCAAGUUUGCUCUAGAUGCCUGAAGGUGCGGUUUGGAAUUAGUAAAAGGUUUGUUGAUUAUGCUGGUCGGCCACGGUUGAGUUUUGUGGUGGAUGCAUCAUCAGAGUUAUGCCAACUUUUGGAUGCAAUUGAUAAUCUUGCUAAGAAGUUAACCGAGGAUACAGGUAGUAUGUCAGAAUGGAGGCCUGUGGUAAACAGAAAGCCUGGCUUUAUGAACUGUCAUACCAUUCGUUUGAACUCUACAGCUCCACUCACCAGGGCAACAAGCGUUUUUACUGAUCAAUAUCCCUCUUUGUGCUUCGAAACAAAGUGAUGGUUAGACCGACUCUAUUGUACGGGGUGGAGUGUUGGCCAAUCAAGAAACUUCAUGUCCAGAAGAUGAAAGUCGCGGAAAUGCGAAUGCUGCGGUGGAUGUGUGGGCACACUAGGAUGGAUAGAAUCAGGAAUGAAGAUAUCCGAGACAAAGUGGGAGUGGCAUCGGUGGAGGACAAGAUGCGGGAAGCGAGACUGAGAUGGUUUGGGCAUGUUAAGAGGAGAGACACAGAUGCUCCAGUGCGGAGGUGCGAGAGGUUGGCUAUGGACGGUUUCAGGAGGGGCAAAGGGAGGCCGAAGAAGUAUUGGGAAGAGGUGAUUAGACAUGAUAUGACACAGUUGCAGCUCACCGAGGACAUGACCUUAGAUAGGAGGCUAUGGAGGACUCAGACUAAGAUAGUGGCCUAGGUGGCCUAUCUUUUCUCCAUAGUAGUCGUAGUCACGCUCAUUUGUUUAUUAACAUAUGAUUUUUGCAUGGGAUUACUGCUUAUAUUAGUUGACUCAGUUUACUUUGGGUAUCCUAUUUUAUCUAUAGUAGUUAAUGCUCCUUUAUCCCCGAUCUCUCCUACCCUGACUUUAUCGCUCUCAUUAUUCAUAGUUUUAUAUUGUUUGCUAUAUGUCUUGCUCUACUGACCUAUGCCUUGUUUUCCUUGUUUCCCUUGUUUCUCCUCCCUUGUUCUUCUCUCUUAAGCCGAGGGUCUUUCGGAAACAGCCGCCCUACCUUUUAAGGUGCGGGUUAGGUCUGCGUAUACCCUACCCUCUCCAGACCCCACAUGGUGGGACUAUACUGGGUUUGUUGUUGUUGUUGUUGUGCUUCGAAACUAAUAUUAUA